Messenger RNA from Bipolaris maydis ATCC 48331, 1149 nucleotides. RefSeq lists its product as uncharacterized. Lineage: Eukaryota; Fungi; Ascomycota; Dothideomycetes; Pleosporales; Pleosporaceae. The record is from RefSeq and is a predicted model, not a curated record.
CCACAUAGACGGUUUUUCGCGCCCUAGCCGCUACAAUAUGGCGACUCUUGCCGUUGCACCGCAGACCCCCUCCUCCCCGAAAGUGCGGAUACGAUCUCAGUCAUUCGACUCGCCAUUUCUCCGCAUCAGCGUCACGCCCGUCGAAGAAUCAUCGUUUUCAAAGUCGACCGGGGCACUGGAGACACUGGCAGGCUACGAUGACAUGGAAGAGAGCGUUGCAGCGGGAGUGUUCAGGUCUGCGAGUACGCUACCUCUACUGAAGACCAAGAUGAGCGACGAGUCGAUGCUGUCAGAAGCAUCGAGUGCCGGCUCUUCGUCCGUCACCACAUCUCCGACCAGCACGGAGAGCAGCAUGGAACUCGACGACGAAGACGAGUCAAUUGCGUCGGAUGAAGAAGACGAAGAAGAAGAACAACAGCAAGAACAACAGCAUCAGCGACCCCAUCCUUUGACAUUCGCUCAGAGCACUACCACCACCAGCACAACUACCUCAGACAAGGACAAGGACACGGCGCCGAGCCCGCUGUCCCCCUUUCUGUACCAAGAUACCAGCUGUCCCAUGUACUCACCGUGGCUCGUCUGCGCCGUCCUCGACAUGCACGACGUGCACCGGCUGGACUGGACGUCAAUUGCGGACCCAAUUGAACGGGUGUGGGGCGUACGGACUAGCAGCGCCGAUGUACUCGGUAUCUUGAGUGACAACGGGCGGGUGAUGCGGCGACGCUGGUGGGACUGACAGAGAGCUGAUUUAGUUCUGGUACACUUGUCCUCUUUUUUCCCUUUUGGUUAUUCUUCCUCUUCUUCUUUUUUGUUUUACGUCACUGAUUGUCACUUUCUUUUCAUUUGUUACGAUUUUACGUUUGCAUGGGGUUAGGUUAUGGCUUUUCUUUCCCUUUUGUCUUUCUCUCUCUUUCUUUUGUUUUUGUAUGCGUUUGUUCUGGGUUGGGAACGGUAGUUACGACGUUAUGACACAUCUUGUGAUACAAUAUGCAGAGUUGAAGUGUAAGGGAGAUAAAAAAGGUUAGAGGAGGGGGGGUUUAGGGGGGUAUUGCGUUAGGGUUGCAGACUGUGGAGUUGGAUUUAGGGAUAGCAUUUAUGGGAUUCUUUUGCAACAAGAAUAUUGAGCAUGCAAUUUGUUCAAAUUGAUGA